AUUUGUUUAUUUCUGCUAGCAAUCCACCAUCUCUAAUAUUUCCAGACUUGAACAAGGAUUUAAACCUUGAUAACGAGAAUGAAUAUUAUAAUAUUAGUAAUCCGUAUGAUCCGAGUGAAUUUCCUAUUGCAUAUGACUCAGAACUUAAGAUUUCUAAUAUUACAUGUAAUACACCUGUUGAUAAGUUGAUGGAAUCAUGCAAUGAUAAUAUUAAUUACACUAGUAAUGGUUGUUGGGCUUUUUCACCGUUUAAUUUUUCCGAGAGGAUAAAGUUUUAUGAGGAAAAGUUACAAUGCGAUGAUUCAUUAUGUAAUAUACGUAUGUUGAAUAAUUCUUAUAAGGCUAUUAUAUUAAAUAUUACUUUAAAUGUAUCGUCAUCCACUGAUCAUUUGGCUGUAAGGUUUAAUUUUGCUUUUCCGGAUAUGAAUACUAAAAUUCCUCCACGUUUGAGAUUUAAUAUGAACCCAUUUAACAAGGGACAGUUGGUUAUAUUCAAAUUUUCUACUACUAUAAGGAGAAAACAUAAUUCUCUGUUAGCUAAAAUGUUUGGAUUUGAACCUGAUUUAGUGGAGGUAUUUAUUAAUAUUGAAACAAAAGAACUUCAACAAACUUUAAAUUCCUCAUAUACUAUGAUAUUGCAGCCAAAAGACAAUAUUACAUAUUAUGAGGAUUACAUUUCUCAUCAUAGUAUUAGUUCUAUCGUUUCAAGUACUGGUGGUCUUUAUGGAGCACUUAUUGGAAUAUAUGUUCUACUUUUUGGAUCUGCAAAGCUCUCCCCUUGGGGUAUCGUACAAAAAUAUGCUUGCUGUUGGAAUCUUCGAAUUCCUUUGGUUGAAAAUCCAUCCAAAUUGCCUCCAAAUGCUACUGUAGAAAAUAGAGUUGCAACAUUAGAAACAUUAUUAAGGGAGUUUUUUUUGGAUGACAGUUCUUUAAAUGAUAUUGUUGUAAAUGUCAAUGAGAAUAAUACUUUUGAUGAAUGA
This is a messenger RNA of Dentiscutata erythropus, 980 nucleotides long. NCBI's taxonomy places the organism in Eukaryota, Fungi, Glomeromycota, Glomeromycetes, Diversisporales, Gigasporaceae. The record is from the annotation of a GenBank genome assembly.